Molecule: messenger RNA, 1350 nt
Organism: Rhinocladiella mackenziei CBS 650.93
Lineage: Eukaryota; Fungi; Ascomycota; Eurotiomycetes; Chaetothyriales; Herpotrichiellaceae
Exons: 3
Coding region: 1-1350 (449 amino acids)
Source: RefSeq, a predicted model, not a curated record
AUGGUACCCUGGGAGAAGAUUACGAAAUUGAUCGGCGGCCGCGGCGUGGCUGAGAAGAGCGAGCAGAAGAAGCUGGAAAAGCAAUACGAAGAUGCUCCAAAGGCGCUCAAGCAGCUAACAGAGGUUACCAAAGAACCACCCGCAGAAUACCCCAGUCGGCCUCUCUCGAUCUACAGUGCACCUCUCUCCGACCGUCACAACCCGCGUGAGAGGUCUCUUCUGUCUGCACAAAGACCGAACUACGAACGAUCAGUCUCAAGUCCAGCAGCCCCUGCCAUCCUAACACAAAGGACGCCUACGGGUCCUCCUGACAUCACGGCUGGAGAUCUGAGCACAGAGGAGUUGAAAAGAAAUUACAGUUGUGACAGCAUCUGGAAUUUCAAAAGUCAGCCAUUACCGCCGAUGCCGCGAAUGACUGGGUUUGGAAGAUAUCGAAGGGCGGCCAAUGCAUCAGCAGAAUGGCAACUAGAACAUGUUCACCGACAUCUUCAUGACGUGAGAGGAGUGAUAGUCAACCAUCUAGGCGAUUGUCCACCUGCAGGCCUGGACCUCGAAACCUGGCGUGAGUACAGGGCUCAACACCCUCGAACGAGCAGUUUUGGAAGUUCUUACAGUUCUGAUUCCGGACCUUUCCAUACGGGAGCAACAGAAUACAUUGACCUGAAUACUGGUACUCGGGUUAGUCGAGGAUUCGGUGCCUCCGCUACGUCGAGCGUUACAAGUUCUUUCAAUGACGGAUCAGGCCAUUACCGCCGCGAUUCGACGUUGUCUAAGACGAGCAUGGCCAGCCCCAGCAGUGAGGGGGAUGCGAAGCUCAGUCGCAGAUCAAGUCGAACAUCACCACAUCGUCAUACAAGCUCAACAUCUAUAAGUCAUCUGACUGCCAUCAGGGAAAUGCAGGAGACGCAGACGAAUCCUCCACGUAAAGUGGCCCGGCCAUGUGAUUUCGAUGAGAAUAGAAACCACGAGAAUGCGUUGGCUUCCGAUGAAGAUGACGAAUUUGACUGGUCUGAUAUGCUUGAAGUGGGUGGAGGCAAUGUUAGCAAUCUCACCAAAGGACUUGAACGAAGGCCAUCUUCCAAGGGUGUUCCGAAUGCGAGACCUGCGCUGACUCGACUGCGCACAAACCCUCAAGAGAGACCAAAGUCACUAUAUGGAAAGAAGACGGUUUCGUGCCGGUCAAAACCUGUCAAAAUGGCACCCCGAACUGACCGGCACCGUGUCCGAUUACAUAAGAGACCAACAGAGGGCACAAGAACCGCCUCUCAAGAAUCAAAAAAGACACAAAAGGAGUCACACUCGCCAGUCGAGACUUGCCAGACUCAACCAAAUACAAUGCAAGAAGCUUGA